Thunnus maccoyii (southern bluefin tuna) is the source of this 1661-nucleotide messenger RNA. It is a transcript of the gene apex1, whose product is annotated as APEX nuclease (multifunctional DNA repair enzyme) 1. Gene Ontology annotation, cellular component: nucleus. The coding region runs from base 180 to 1112 and encodes 310 amino acids. NCBI's taxonomy places the organism in Eukaryota, Metazoa, Chordata, Actinopteri, Scombriformes, Scombridae. The record is from RefSeq and is a predicted model, not a curated record. The transcript is spliced from 5 exons. Gene Ontology annotation, molecular function: phosphoric diester hydrolase activity; DNA binding; double-stranded DNA 3'-5' DNA exonuclease activity. Gene Ontology annotation, biological process: base-excision repair.
UAACCUAAGUAAACUUCAGUGUGUGUGUAAAUGUGUGUAUGUGUGUUUGGGGGGAGUGACUGUGGAGGAACACUUGUCUGCUCGUUGCAUCCUGUUGUGAAAGUGCAACGGCGUGUGUGCUGUUGUGUGUGCGUGUUGUGUGUCUGAGAAGUGUGUUUGCAGUCAGAGCGAGUUCAAGCAUGAAGAGAGGCAAGAAGGCAGAGGAGGCGGCUGCAGACGGGGAAAAUGACACAGGCUCCGCUUCUGCAAAGAAAGCAAAGAAGGCUAAGGAGCCAGAGGCCCCAGUACUGUAUGAUGAUCCUCCUGACAAGAUGACCAGCAAAGAUGGACGCAACGCCAACAUGAAGAUCACUUCCUGGAAUGUUGAUGGGCUGAGGGCCUGGGUGAAAAAGAAGGGCCUGGAUUGGGUGCGUGAGGAGGCUCCGGAUGUUUUGUGCCUGCAGGAGACCAAGUGUGCUGAGAAAGACCUGCCCGCCGACAUUACCUCAAUGCCCGAGUACCCGCACAAGUACUGGGCCACGUCAGAUGAAAAGGACGGUUACAGUGGUGUGGCCAUGCUCUGCAAGACUGAACCCCUCAAAGUGACCUAUGGCAUUGGCAAAGAGGAGCAUGACAAGGAGGGCCGUGUCAUUACUGCAGAGUUCCCCAGCUUCUUCCUGGUGACAGCAUAUAUACCAAAUGCUAGCAGAGGUCUUGUGCGCCUAGAUUACCGCAAAACCUGGGAUGUAGACUUCCGGGCAUACCUGUGCAACCUGGACAAGCAGAAGCCCCUGGUGUUGUGCGGCGACCUCAAUGUGGCACACCAGGAGAUCGACCUGAAGAACCCGAAGGGGAACAAGAAAAACGCAGGCUUCACCCCUGAGGAGCGCGAGGGCUUCAGCCAGCUGCUGGCGGCCGGUUUCACCGACAGCUUUCGUGAGCUCUACCCUGAGCAGACCAACGCCUACACCUUCUGGACCUACAUGAUGAACGCCCGCUCAAAGAACGUGGGCUGGCGACUCGAUUACUUUGUGCUGUCGUCCGCUCUGCUGCCAGGCCUUUGCGACAGUAAGAUCCGCAACAAGGUGAUGGGAAGCGACCACUGCCCCAUCACUCUGCACAUAACAGUGUAGGUUACUCUGGUCAGCAAGCCUACUGCUUUGCAGAGCUCUGUUAGAGUGAAGCAUCACCUACUUGGGAAGUCUUGCAUCUGUUGAAAUUUCUCAAAGGUGAAGUUCUCAGUAAAUUCAGCAGUAGCUUCAUUGUCUAUUACCUUUAUCUUUUUUCACAUGAAACUUUAAUAAACAUAAUGCCCAUUUGUCCUUUCUGUAAUUGAUGUUUGUCAGUAAAACACAACAAUGCAAAAUUAAAUUCCUCUUGGCUGUCCUGUCUGAUGAUCCAACACUAAAUACUCAAAGAUAUGUAAGCUCAUAUUCAACAAUGAUUUAAGACCAGUUGUAGAACUCUCACAAAGUGGCUCCUGUCUGUACUACUGCUGACCAGAAACAAAAGUCUCUGCCACACGACCUGCGGGAUGUUUUUUGUUACUGUUUGAAAUGAAACCACUGCUCUUGUAACUUGUUCUGGCACAAAAAGGUUAACGCUUUUAUUCCAAACCAGUGUUAAAUUUUCUGUUGUAAAACAUGCCCACACUUCUGAAUAAAGACUGGAUUUCUGUAGAA